CUGCCGCGCCCGCCGCCGCCGCCCGCCACCUUGAACAUGGAGCCCCCGGACGCCCGGGCCGGGGCGCGCAGGGCCCCGCGGCUGCUGGUGCUCGCGCUUCUGCUGGGGGCGCACCGAGGUGUCAAGGCUGAGGUGCGCCUGUCUGUGCCCCCUCUGGUGGAGGUGAUGAGGGGGGAGCCUGUCACUCUGGACUGCACCCCUUUGGGAGCCCAUGACCAUUUCGUGCUGGAAUGGUUCCUGGCCGACCGCUCUGGGGUUCGCCACCGCCUGGCCUCUGCCGAGCUGCAUGGCACUGAGCUCCAGGACAAGGUGCACGACUCCCGGGGCCGCAGCCCACCAUACCAGCUGGACUCCCGGGGGCGUCUGGUGCUGGCCGAGGCCCAGGUGGGCGACGAGCGGGACUAUGUGUGCUUGGUGAGGGCGGGGGCAGCAGGCACUGCCGAGGCCACCGCGAGGCUCAAUGUGUUCGCGAAACCAGAGGCCACCGAGGUCUCCCCCAACAGAGGGACACUGUCGGUGAUGGAGGAUUUCGCCCAGGAGAUAGCCACCUGCAACAGUCGCAAUGGGAACCCGGCCCCACAGAUCACGUGGUACCGGAACGGGCAGCGCCUGGAGGUGCCCAUGGAGGUGAACUCCGAGGGCUAUAUGACCAGCCGCACAGUCCGGGAGGCCUCGGGCCUGCUGUCUCUCACCAGCACCCUCUACCUGCGACUCCACAAGGCCGACCGGGACGCCAGCUUCCACUGCUCCGUGCACUACCGCCUGCCCACGGGCCGGCACGGCCGCCUGGACAGCCCUUCCUUCCACCUCACCCUGCACUAUCCCACGGAGCACGUGCAGUUCUGGUUGGGCAGCCCGUCCACUACUGCAGGCUGGGUUCGCGAGGGUGACUCUGUCCAGCUGUUCUGCCGGGGGGAUGGCAGCCCCAACCCAGAGUACACGUUUUUCCGCCUUCAGGACAAGCAGGAGGAUGUGCUAAAAACAAAUCUCGAGGGGAACUUGACCCUGGAAGGGGUGCAGCGGAGCCAGAGCGGGACCUACGGCUGCAGGGUGGAAGACUACGACGCUGCCGAGGACACAGAGCUCUCCAAAACCCUGGAGCUGCACGUGGCCUACCUGGACCCCCUGGAGCUGAGCACUGGGGAAGAGCUUUCCUUACCCCUGGGCAACAGCACAGCCGUGAACUGCUCCGUGCGAGGCCUGCCCACCCCAGCCCUACGCUGGACCAAGGACUCAGUACCCCUGGGGGACAACCCCACACUCUCCCUCCGCUCCGUCACCUUCGAUUCCGCCGGCACCUACACGUGUGAGGCCUCCAUGCCCGCGGUCCCCGUCCUUAGUCGCACCCGAAGUUUCAAGUUGCUGGUCCAAGGCCCACCAGAGUUAAGGGCAGAGGAGACUCAGCCCAAGGCGGAGGGCGGCUGGAGGGAAGGAGGUGAAGUCAGGCUGACCUGCUACGCACGCGGCUACCCAGAGCCCAAACUCAGCUGGAGCCAGUUGGGCGGCAGUCUAGCAGAGCCAGCCCCCGGAGGCCAGGGCUGGGUGAGCAGCUCCCUGACCCUGAAGGUGACCAGUGCCUUGAGCCGAGAUGGCGUCUCCUGUGAGGCCUCCAACCCCUACGGGAACGACCGGCAUGUCUUCCACUUCGGCACUGUGGCCCCCCAGACCUCCCAGGCUGGAGUUGCGGUCAUGGCCGUGGCCGUCAGCGUGGGCCUACUGCUCUUCAUCGUGGCCGCCUUCUACUGCAUGAGACGCAAGGGGCAACCCGGCUGCUGCCGGCGGGGGGAGAAGGGAUCUCCGCCACCUGGGGAACCUGAGCUGAGCCACUCAGGGUCAGAGCGGCCGGAGCAGACGGGCCUUCUCGUGGGGGGUGCCUCUGGAGGAGCCAGGCAUGGGAGCAGGGGCUUUGGAGAUGAGUGCUGAGCCCGAGGACCUCCCAGAGGCAGUCACUGAACCCCACCUGGAGUUGCGGGCACCAGAAAACCAGCCCUGCCCAUGCCUCCACCUGCCCCCGCCUUCCCGGCCUUCCCUCAUCCCUCUCGGGCCCUCCCUUCCUUCCUCUGCAGGCUGGGCAGGGACCACGGCAGCCCUACCGCUGCUGGGAGGAGACCUUCCUCCAGGGAGUAUGACUCUCCCAGGCCCCAGAAUAGCUCCUGGACUCAAGCCCAAGGCCUGGCCUUGGGACGAGACUCGAGGGUCGGCUGGCCGGGGCUAUUUUUACCUCCUGUCUCCACUGCUGGUCCCCCCACCUGACGUCCUGCUGCAGAGUCUGACACUGGAUCCCCACCUCGCCCCCCACCCCUGCCCUUGCCCCCUCAUCUGUGGACACUGGAGUCUGGAAUAAAUGCUGUCUGUCACGUGGACACCA
This is a messenger RNA of Lipotes vexillifer (Yangtze River dolphin), 2368 nucleotides long. RefSeq names its product basal cell adhesion molecule (Lutheran blood group) (gene BCAM). The record is from RefSeq and is a predicted model, not a curated record. Gene Ontology annotation, cellular component: plasma membrane. Bases 37 to 1923 code for a protein of 628 amino acids. Gene Ontology annotation, molecular function: laminin receptor activity. Lineage: Eukaryota; Metazoa; Chordata; Mammalia; Artiodactyla; Lipotidae. The transcript has 15 exons.